This is a messenger RNA of Tarenaya hassleriana, 1570 nucleotides long. Its product is annotated as putative lipase ROG1. The record is from RefSeq and is a predicted model, not a curated record. The transcript is spliced from 10 exons. The coding region runs from base 186 to 1301 and encodes 371 amino acids. Lineage: Eukaryota; Viridiplantae; Streptophyta; Magnoliopsida; Brassicales; Cleomaceae.
AUUGUCGUAGUCGACGAAUCGGGGACUUACACGUGUUACAGCUGCGAUGAAGAUUAUUUUCUUCUUCUUCACUCGUUUGCUUUAUUAGUUUGUUGCACAUGAUCGCGUCCUUCCCUGCAUCUCCAUCUGCGACCUGAUCUCUUCGCCCUUUUCGGCAGCAGUUCUGGUCGGAGAAUUUCGCGCAUAUGAUGUACCUGCGGUGGAUUGGUUGCGGUUGCUUUCCGGCGAACAACCGUGGAAGGGGGCUGAAGUCGGAGAUAGACAGCGGCGGCGAGGAUGUCUUCGAUUCGGCGGCUAUGGAGUCCGCCGAGAAGCCGGAUCAUCUCGUGGUCAUGGUGAACGGCAUCGUUGGAAGUGCCGGGGAUUGGAAAUUUGCGGCGGAGCAGUUCGUGAAGAAGCUUCCGAACCAAGUAAUCGUGCACCGUAGCGAGAGUAACUAUGCAAAGUUGACAUUUGAUGGGGUUGAUCUGAUGGGCGAGAGGCUGGCUAAUGAGGUUUUAUCUGUUAUUAAGCAUAGAAGUGGCCUUAGGAAGAUCUCGUUUGUGGCUCAUUCAUUAGGAGGUCUUAUUGCCAGAUAUGCUGUUGGGAGGCUUUAUGAGCAAACCAGCGAAGCCAACUCUCUCGAUCCUCUUUCAAGGACUGGGAGUGAGAAAGGUGACAGAAUUGCCGGGUUAGAACCUAUGAACUUUAUAACUUUCGCAACACCUCAUCUUGGUUCGAGGGGUCAUAGACAGUUCCCUAUUCUUUGUGGCCUUCCUUUUCUUGAAAGAACAGCAUCCCAAACUGCACACCUGGCAGCAGGGAGGACAGGAAAGCAUUUGUUUCUGGUGGACAAGGAUGAUAGCAAACCUCCUCUUCUCCUCCGGAUGGCUACGGAUUCUGACAAUCUGAAAUUUAUAUCAGCUUUACAUGCCUUUAAGCGCCGUACGGCCUAUGCAAAUGUGAAUUAUGAUUACAUGGUUGGGUGGAGGACAUCCUCAAUCCGUCGUCAGAAUGAGCUCCCAAAGCCAGAUCUUCUUGCAACAGAUCCAAAAUAUCCACAUAUCAUCCAUGUAGAACAUGGAAAGAUGGACAAUGUCAGUUGCAAGCCAAUUUCUACACUAGUAGUAGAUGAGAACACAAAUUUCGAAGAGGAGAUGAUCAAAGGCCUCACUCAAUUACCUUGGGAACGUGUGGAUGUUAGCUUUCACAAGAGCAAGCAACGUUAUGUGGCUCAUAAUACCAUUCAGGUGAAGACCUACUGGUUGAAUUCCGAUGGCACAGAUGUUGUGUUUCACAUGAUAGAUAACUUUCGCCUCUAGACCUGAAGAGUUCCAAGUUUUCAAUUUCCUUCGGGUGGAUAAGCAUUCAAAAUUUCACCAUUUGGUCAUAUUCUAUUGUGUGCUUUAUGUUGUAUGGAAUGUGUGGAGUUUGAUUACGUAUAUGGUUAUAGUUGAUAUGUGUGCUUUUUUUUUCUCUUGUAGUUAUUUUUUUUCUCGGGUAGAUAACGGUCUCACUACCCUACAAUUUUUUUUUUAAUCUUUGUCACUUGUAGAAACAAUAGAGAGUGGCCAGCUCAUGUGUUUGAACU